AUGUCUUCGACUGAUUGUAGUGAUAGUGAAUGUGGUGAAGUCAUGCAGCUAUAUCAGUGUCGGAAUAGAUUAGCGAUAUCAGUGUCGGAGGAGAAACCCACUGAAUCGCAGGCUUCAUCAUCAGGGGCAGGUCGUGCUCCACAACGAUUGCACCUCUACACUGAAGAAAUAUUGAAAAUGUGGAAUAUGGAGAGAAUAAUAGAUAAACUGAGAACAGAUGACCAAUGUCUCACUUUUAGUGGAGAGCGAGGACUAAUUUUAUCUACAACAAAUUGUAGACUUCACCGUAAGCUCAUGUCCUUAAUAAAGUCUAAAGGAGCUGUAGGAGCAUUUUUAUGCAAAAUGAAGAUCCACGUAUAUAUCACGAUCAACAGGAACGAAAAUAGGGAAGAGCUGAGAGCUGAAAGUGCCGGAGGUAAAUUGUACCGAUGCCAAUAUGUCGAAAAUGGAAAGAAAUAG
Messenger RNA from Diatraea saccharalis (sugarcane borer), 459 nucleotides. The record is from the annotation of a GenBank genome assembly. Lineage: Eukaryota; Metazoa; Arthropoda; Insecta; Lepidoptera; Crambidae.